This is a messenger RNA of Thermothelomyces thermophilus ATCC 42464, 1492 nucleotides long. RefSeq names its product glycoside hydrolase family 5 protein. The record is from RefSeq and is a predicted model, not a curated record. Gene Ontology annotation, molecular function: cellulose binding; hydrolase activity, hydrolyzing O-glycosyl compounds. The transcript has 3 exons. Bases 40 to 1209 code for a protein of 389 amino acids. Gene Ontology annotation, cellular component: extracellular region. Lineage: Eukaryota; Fungi; Ascomycota; Sordariomycetes; Sordariales; Chaetomiaceae. Gene Ontology annotation, biological process: glucan catabolic process.
GCUAAUUACAGCAGUCCUUCUCGACUUGAAACGCCCCAAAUGAAGUCCUCCAUCCUCGCCAGCGUCUUCGCCACGGGCGCCGUGGCUCAAAGUGGUCCGUGGCAGCAAUGUGGUGGCAUCGGAUGGCAAGGAUCGACCGACUGUGUGUCGGGCUACCACUGCGUCUACCAGAACGAUUGGUACAGCCAGUGCGUGCCUGGCGCGGCGUCGACAACGCUGCAGACAUCGACCACGUCCAGGCCCACCGCCACCAGCACCGCCCCUCCGUCGUCCACCACCUCGCCUAGCAAGGGCAAGCUGAAGUGGCUCGGCAGCAACGAGUCGGGCGCCGAGUUCGGGGAGGGCAAUUACCCCGGCCUCUGGGGCAAGCACUUCAUCUUCCCGUCGACUUCGGCGAUUCAGACGCUCAUCAAUGAUGGAUACAACAUCUUCCGGAUCGACUUCUCGAUGGAGCGUCUGGUGCCCAACCAGUUGACGUCGUCCUUCGACCAGGGUUACCUCCGCAACCUGACCGAGGUGGUCAACUUCGUGACGAACGCGGGCAAGUACGCCGUCCUGGACCCGCACAACUACGGCCGGUACUACGGCAACAUCAUCACGGACACGAACGCGUUCCGGACCUUCUGGACCAACCUGGCCAAGCAGUUCGCCUCCAACUCGCUCGUCAUCUUCGACACCAACAACGAGUACAACACGAUGGACCAGACCCUGGUGCUCAACCUCAACCAGGCCGCCAUCGACGGCAUCCGGGCCGCCGGCGCGACCUCGCAGUACAUCUUCGUCGAGGGCAACGCGUGGAGCGGGGCCUGGAGCUGGAACACGACCAACACCAACAUGGCCGCCCUGACGGACCCGCAGAACAAGAUCGUGUACGAGAUGCACCAGUACCUCGACUCGGACAGCUCGGGCACCCACGCCGAGUGCGUCAGCAGCACCAUCGGCGCCCAGCGCGUCGUCGGAGCCACCCAGUGGCUCCGCGCCAACGGCAAGCUCGGCGUCCUCGGCGAGUUCGCCGGCGGCGCCAACGCCGUCUGCCAGCAGGCCGUCACCGGCCUCCUCGACCACCUCCAGGACAACAGCGACGUCUGGCUGGGUGCCCUCUGGUGGGCCGCCGGUCCCUGGUGGGGCGACUACAUGUACUCGUUCGAGCCUCCUUCGGGCACCGGCUAUGUCAACUACAACUCGAUCUUGAAGAAGUACUUGCCGUAAGGGGCGUGCAGCAAGGUCGAGCGAGCAUUAUUCGGGGCCAUCUGCUUGUGUCGGCAGGCAUCACGUCAACCCAUCGAAUUGGACAGCGGAAUGCUCCGAGACGCCCUACACUAAGUCUGGUGAUGAUCCCGGACGCUGCCGCGCCCGGAUACCAUGAUUUCAUGUACAUAUUGGUUCUUUGCUUUCUUACCGGGGGGGCUCUGCAGCGUUGCUGAGCGAUUCGUUUCCAAGUAUAUACUUUGUCUGGAAUUGAAUUUUGGGUGACAUUGACCCAAUCAACCAG